AUGGACCCCUUUGUUGGAGCCUGUACGGUUCCUGGGCCCUUUGACGACACACUUUUCCAGGUGCGAGACUUUUCGCAACAUGGUAAUCUACGAAUCCCACCGCUACGGGGUCCUAUUCCCUCCCACCCGCUGCAAGCCCCCUUUCCUCUCGAACCCAAUGCGGGCGGGACUAGAGAAGCGGCAUCUAUCCCGAAAACCUCUCUCAUUAGUGGAAACCCUCCCGCUGAACUUCCUACGUUGGAAGACUUUUUAAACGCAGCCCGCACCUGCGAUUCAGCGUCCCAUGCACUCCCCAGGGCGGCAUCAAGCUCAGAUCCUCCCCCAAAGACCAUUCUUCCCACUUUCAUCAACCUUCGUGCCAUCGAGAAAUUACCCUAUGCAUCAUUCGAUGAGGAGGUUCCGAGAAAGCGGCGUCGGUUAGAUGUAAACGGUGACAUUUUCGGGGAACAUCUUCAACUUCCUAUUCCAAAAAAUCAAAAGGAGAAUACUAAACGUCCUCCUUUUGGACCUUUAACGAUAUUAAACGGUUUAAAUGAACCUCCUCCAAAUGCUGCCUUGUUUCCACCUAUUGAGCCUAAUGGUACCCCCACAAUUCUUACGCGACCAACUCGGGAUACCCCUGUCCCACAUGAUGUCACCCUUGGGGAUACAGUUGCAGAGCGAAGAGGAGGGCGGAUUAAUGACAUUAUUGAGCCGAGCGUUGAAGAGGUUGGUGAGCCCAUGUUGGAGAAUGGUGACGACCUUACUGUCACUCGACAAGCAGCUUCCCAAGAGGUAACUGAGAUGCCUGAAAAGGAACCUGGGUCACCAAAAUCUCAGCAUCGAACAAGGAGAAAGCUGCGAAAAUGGACAGAAGAAGAAACAAGAGAUUUAUUACGAGGAGUUGUGAAGUGUGGGGUUGGAAAUUGGACAGCAAUUCUUACCCAGCCUGAACUUAAAUUUAAUAAACGAACAGCUGCAAAUCUAAAAGAUAGGUUCCGCGUUUGCUGUCCAUGGAUUUAUGGAUCAGAGCAGAACACCAACGAAGCAGUGAAAAAUGUCCUCACAGAGGCUUCAAAUGGGGCAGAAGCCAGCUUAUCCGGCAAAAUUUUUCUUCCGGAUCCAAGAUUCAGCAAAAAUAAGAAACAACAGAAUGCAGUCUCUACAGCAAGUGUUCUGAAACCUGUUAACCAGACCACUCCUCGAUCUGCACCUCCCAGCUUCACUACGGAUUGGGCUCCGAAAACAACUUCAGGUCUUAUUAAAUUGACAACCAAGCACGCCCAAUCUGCGUCAGCUAAAGCCAGCCAAACACUAUCUAGUAAAUCCAAAUCAACACUUGUGUCCCUUGGCCUCCAGGAACCCUACUUGGGCAUUAAGUCGAACAGACGUUCUCGCCGCCCGUUUACACCUGCAGAGGAUGAGGCCCUCCUCAAAGGCUACGCCGUUCACGGGUUCCAGUGGACACAGAUUCGGCAAGAUAAACACUUGGACUUGAUGCACAGGAAAGCAACAGAUCUCAGGGAUCGUUUCCGAACAAAAUUCCCGGACGUGUAUCGGGAAGGCGGUUCCGUAAACGCGAAACCCGUUGAACUUGGUAAAAGUGAUGCAGGUGGUGAACUCCCAAGUCCUGAAUCCCAUUCGUGUUGCAAUGGCGUCGCGAAAGCGAACGCCGCAUCCUUUUAUAGACAACCCAAAGCAGCCCCUCCUGGCGGCCAAUAUGAUGUUAUCGACUCUGGGCCUGCUAGGAGACGUUCCUCUCAAUCCCCUUCCAAUAAUUUUGCCUCUUCGAAACCCCUCCCUCCGCCGCCUCCACCUCCUUUGCCUGACAUGCCUAGCAUUACCAACGCCUCUCUAUUCUCAUUUCAAAUGGAAGAUGUGGAUGCCAGCUGGGGCGGUAAUACCCUGCCUCCGCUCGUUUGGGAUGAGCUGGCGUAG
Molecule: messenger RNA, 1917 nt
Organism: Paracoccidioides brasiliensis Pb18
Exons: 1
Coding region: 1-1917 (638 amino acids)
Source: RefSeq, a predicted model, not a curated record